Molecule: messenger RNA, 3869 nt
Organism: Salmo salar (Atlantic salmon)
Lineage: Eukaryota; Metazoa; Chordata; Actinopteri; Salmoniformes; Salmonidae
Source: RefSeq, a predicted model, not a curated record
CUUAGCGUAUCUUAGACCAAAGGGCAGCCUCUGGAAGAAGCCACACCGAUUGUGAAUUGAGUCCGAUGCUAUUUGUGUUGCUUUUUUCCUUGCCUGUGUGUCAUACAGCCUCUUAAGGCCUGAGCACUGUUGCCCUCAGACAGCAGACCCCAGACUGACUUCCUCAGCUUGAUGUAACAGGUUGCCUCAGACCGCACACCCCAGACUGACUUCCUCAGCUUGAUGUAACAGGUUGCCUCAGACAGCACACCCCAGACUGACUUCCUCAGCUUGAUGUAACAGGUGGCAGGUGUAAUAGCUCUGCAGGAUUGUGGGAACUACGUUGAGGCGCCUCCGUCUCCAUAGCAGAGCCUAACCUGAGCUAUGCAGUUCAAAGGUUUGAAUGUCUGGCGAAUCUCCAACCAACGUUACCACGUGGAAUGAAACUAUCAAGCUCUUCCGUGGAGGCAUGCCUCUGAAAAGACACUGGGCAUACUUCCGUAGCUAUGACAACAGCUUCACUGGAUCCGAGGCCGUUGAUUGGCUACAUGAGCUGCUGAAGCGAAACCAUAACUUUGGGCCAGAGGUGACCCGGUACCAGACCCUGCAGCUGCUCAGGAAAUUCAUGAAGAACCACGUCGUUGAGGAUGUCAAGGGCCGCUAUGGUAAAGAAGACUUUGAGGACAGUGGUCAAGUCUACAGGUUCCCUCCUACGUCCCCCCUGAAGCCCCUGCCCCAGCGGCCCCCAGUGUCAGAGAACUGCGACCUGCCCCGGCUCAUCCGCUGGGACGACUACGAGGAACUGCCGCAGCCAGAGAAGAUCCCCAUGAAGUCUCUGAUCCUGAACUCAGAGACGUGGAACAAGAGACACAGCAUAGCCAUUGGCGAGGUGCACGAGUGCAAAAUCAUACGCAGGAGUGACAUCACCCCCAAGCAAGUCGACCAAAUCUGGAAGAAAAUGACAAUCGCACAUUUGCAGAGAGUGCUGGGUCUGAAGACAAUGGAUGGGGUGUUGGAUCCCAAACACGUGAAUGCGAAGCAUAUCAUUCACAAUGUAUUCAGUGUCAACAAAACAGGAAUAGUCAUUGUGAAGAACAAAGCGGAGGACAUGCCUUAUUGGGUUCUAUCAGCAAUGAAGUGCCUAGCCAACUGGCCCAACGGUAGGGAGACCAAGCAGCCCAUGUACCCAGGCUUUGAGCGUGAUGUGCUGCGGACGGUGGCUGAGUACUUCCAGAGACUCAAAGAGCCCCUGUUGACCUUCCAGCUCUAUGAAGUCUUUGUUAACAUUCUCAGUCUGCUGCAGCAGAAAGAGGUGGCAGCGGAGGCCCUCCAGGUGUGCAGCCUCCUCCUGCCACCGGCCAACCGCCGCAGACUCCAGCUGCUCCUCCGCCUCAUGGCCAGGGUCUGCCAGAACCCCGCCCUUCCCCCGCUUAACGACACCAUAGCAACACGCACCCUGAUGGUGCAGACAUUCUCGCGCUGCAUCCUGGGCUCUGCAGAGGAGGUGGACCUGGAUGAGCUUCUGGCCACCAAGCUGGUCACCUUCAUGAUGGAGCACCACGACAGUGUCCUCAGGGUGCCCUCUAACCUGCACAGACAUGUGGAAGAUCACCUCUCCCACCUCAGGAGGGUACAGAUAAAGUAUGCCGGUGCGGAUACAGACGCCUCCCUGGUGUCUCCGUCGUACUGCAGGAAGAUUAGCAGGGCAGAGUUUGAGGAGCAGAGAGUCUCCAGCUCCCAGGGGCCCAUGCAGGAGCUGCUGGAGGGCCUCAUUGCCGACACUGAGCUCUCAGCCAAGGACAAGAGGAAGAGACUCAAGCAGUUCCAGAAGUCCUAUCCGGAGAUCUACCGCAGGCGGUUCCCCACAGCGGAGAGCAAGGCUGCCGUCUUACCAGAGAAAGCUCCACGGCUCAAACCCCAGCUCAUGCUCCUAACCUUGAAGAAACCCUUCCAGCCUUUCCAAAGGAGCUGGAGCUUUAGGGCCUAACUCUCACCUCUGACUCUGCACGUCUGACCUCUACAGUGUGGCCAGGAGACAGGGAGGAUUAUGGGUGUUGGAGUGUUUGGAGCUUAUUCCACAGCAGGUCAAUGAGAAUAGAAUUCACAGGGGUAAAGUGGCAAUAGAUGGAAUUGUGUUGCCAAUUUGACUUACUAUUCUAGAAACUACUGUUAAACUAAGAAGAGAAGUAUCGUAGAAACUACUGUUAAACUAAGAAGAGGACGCUAGGAAUCCAUAAAGGGCAGCUUGUGUUAGCCAACAUUAAACAGUGAAUGGAAAUUAUCAUGCAUAACAGGUCCAUUGAAUUGGUCACUACAGGUAGAAUUAGAAAUUUGUGUGCCACGUUUAAAUUGGUUUUAAAAAACGAAACAAAAAUAACCCCCUUUUUCUCCCCAAUUUCAAUCUUGUGUCAUCGCUGCAACUCCCCAAUGAGCUCGGGAGGUGAAGGUCGAGUCAUGCGUCCCCCGAAACAUGGUUCUAAACACCCGUCCGCUUAACCCGGAAGCCACCCGCACCAAUGUGUUGUAGGAAACACCGUUCAACUGACGACCAGGUCAGCCUGCAGUCGCCCGGCCCGCCAAAAGGAGUCGCUAGAGCGCGAUGUGACAAGUAAAGCCCCACCAGCCAAACCCUCCCUUAACCCGGACGACGCUGGGCCAAUUGUGCGCCGCCUUAUGGAACUUCCGAUCACAGCUGAUUGUGAUACAGCCCGGGAUCGAACCUGGGUCUGUAGUGACGCCUCUAGCACUGCAAUGCAGUGUCUUAGACCGCUGCACCACUCGGGAGGCCCAUGUGUUUUUUUCCCACCAAGUGAAAACUGAUUUUUUUUAAAAAGUCAAAUGCAUUUCAAUUGGGCAUUUACAGUGAGCUCCAAAAGUAUUGGGACAGUGACGUAGCUGCAGCACUUUGGAUUUGAAAUGAUACAAUGACUAUGGGGUUAAAGUGCAGACUGUCAGCUUUAAUUUGAGGGUAUUUUCAUGUCAUUUUAGGGAACCAAAAGUAUAGGAAACAAAUUCAUAUGUGUAUUAAAGUAGUCAAAAGUUUAGUAUUUGGUUCCAUAUUCAAAGCACGCAAUGACUACAUCAAGCUUGUGAAUACACAUUUGUUGAAUGCACUUGCUGUUUGUUUUGGUUGCGUUUCAGAUUAUUUUGUGCCCAAUAGAAAUUAAUGGUAAAUAAUGUAUUGUCAUUUUGGAGUCACUUUUAUUGUAAAUAUGAAGAAUAGAAUGUUUCUAAGCACUUCUACAUUAAUGUGGAUGCCACCAUGAUUAUUGAUAGUUCUUAAUGAAAUCAUGAAUAAUGAUGAAAGUUACAGACGCACAAAUAUCAUACCCCCAGAAAUGCUAACCUCUCCUAUUAUUGUAAUGUUUGGGGAAUGAUAUUUGUGAUUUUUAAGUUUCUAACUCCUCAUUAUUCAUGAUUCAUUCAGGAUUAUCCGUAAUUAUGGGGGAUCCACAUUUAAUGUAGAAGUGUUUAAAAACAUUGUAUUAUUUAUAAUAACAGUGACUCAAAUGACACAAUACAUUAUUUACCAAGCAUUUCAAUAUGGCACAAAAUAAUCUGAAACACAACCAAAACAAACAGCAAAUUGCACACAACAAGAUUGUAGAGUCACAAGCGUGAUGUAAUCAUUGCAUACUAUGAAUAUGGGACCAAAUACUAAACUUUAAACUACCUCUUGAGGCUACAAUCCCGCUAAUGGGAUUGGUUGGACAACAACCAGUGAGAUAGCACGGCGCGAUAUUCAAAACAAAAUAAUCUCAAAAUUAAAAUUCAAGUAUUAUACGGCAUUUUAAAGAUACUCAACUCGUUAAUCCAAUCACAUUGUCUUAUUUCAAAAAGGCUUUACGGUGAAAGAAAAACAUUAGAUUAUUUUAGCAUAGCACCUCAGC